AUGAAAAUGCUUUCCUUUGCCGACGAAGAAACUGGACUUACCGAGAUGCAGCGACAAGUCUCAGAAAUUGUUCAACAUGGGAUCAUUGACCCAAAUUUUAAGUUCGAAGAUUCAGAUUUCGAACUUUUGUCUACGCUGCGAUAUGAUCCCGGAUUCACUCUUACCACGACUGCCACUCAUAAACAAACUGAAACAGCCGGGAACUGGCCGGAUCUCGGAAACUUUGAUCCAUUAUUGUCAGCAGCCGAUCAUGAAAACUUGCCGCAUGACGAAUCAUCAAUUUUCCAGCUUUUUCGCGAAGCACAGAGAGAUAAUCGUCCAAUUUCACCUCCACCAGAGCCUCUCGACGAGGAUCCUGCUAAUAUCCCAGAAUCAGACCUAAUGAACACCUUUUACAAUCGGUUCUUGCUUCUAGGGGAACAAUUUCAACGUCUUACUUUAACGCUGAACUACUUCAAAUGGGAUUUUGAAAUUCCGUUCGCUCUGUUAAUCGAAAAACUGAUCAUGGCGUUGCCUUGUCCUGUAACUGCUUCUACAAACUUACACACCCGUAUGCAGAGCUUGUACAAUGACCGCAAAUGCUACAAGAUGAGAAUUUUAGUAUCCCACACGGGGAAAAUGCGUAUUGAGGCUCAUGAGAUACCGUCAAAUCCUUUCCAUUACUCUUCAUCUACCCAGUAUUUUCUCAACACUAUUCUAGGCGGUCUAAUAGAUUCAGCUAAUCAGGAACCAUGGGACAUAUUUAUCGACACUCAAGCGUUAACAGCAUCUCCCUUCACGACAUUCAAGACAACAAGAAGAGAUCAUUACAACGAGGCCAGGUCUCGAAUGGAAGAGCUGCGGUCAACCAUAACAAAUCCCAGAGUAAAGUCAGAAAUUCUAUUAUACAAUAGUGCAUUUGAGCUGAUGGAGGGAUCCAUCACCAAUAUUGCGGUGCUACAAGACAAACCUGAAGGCUCCGGUACUUUCUAUCAAACGCCAUACCUCUCAACAGGAUGUCUCUGUGGUGUUAUGAGGUACUACCUGCUCAGCAAAAAGCUCAUAAAUGAGGGACAGACUGAUGUCCGCGAUUUGCGGGUAGGUGAUACAUUACUACUGUUCAAUGGAGUGAUGGGUUGCGUGAAAGGCAUUUUAAGAAACUCUUUGCAGUAG
This is a messenger RNA of Lachancea lanzarotensis, 1152 nucleotides long. It is a transcript of the gene ABZ2, whose product is annotated as LALA0S10e01002g1_1. The record is from RefSeq and is a predicted model, not a curated record. Bases 1 to 1152 code for a protein of 383 amino acids. The transcript has a single exon. Gene Ontology annotation, molecular function: catalytic activity. Lineage: Eukaryota; Fungi; Ascomycota; Saccharomycetes; Saccharomycetales; Saccharomycetaceae.